Pyrgilauda ruficollis (rufous-necked snowfinch) is the source of this 1585-nucleotide messenger RNA. RefSeq names its product TOX high mobility group box family member 2 (gene TOX2). Gene Ontology annotation, cellular component: nucleus. Lineage: Eukaryota; Metazoa; Chordata; Aves; Passeriformes; Passeridae. Gene Ontology annotation, molecular function: chromatin DNA binding. The transcript has 8 exons. The coding region runs from base 56 to 1585 and encodes 509 amino acids. The record is from RefSeq and is a predicted model, not a curated record. Gene Ontology annotation, biological process: regulation of transcription by RNA polymerase II.
GCAGCCGGGUCCAUGCCCGCUGGAGCCCCCGCCUGCCGCCGCCCGCAGCCCCGGCAUGGACGUUCGGUUCUACCCCUCCGCCCCCCCCGCCGUGGGCUCGCUGCCCGGCGCGGACCCCACUUGCCUCGGCCCGCUGGAUUAUUAUCACUGCAACAAGUUUGAUGGGGAGAACAUGUACAUGGGGAUGAACGACAACGCCCAGGAGUUUCUAUCGGCCAAUCAGACAUACAACGGUCAGAAUGAGAACAACGAGGACUACGAGAUCCCUCCCAUAACGCCUCCCAACCUCCCCGACCCGUCCCUCCUGCACUUGGUGGACCAUGAAACUGGAUACCACUCGCUGUGCCACAGCCUCCCUCCCAACAGCCUGAUCCCAGCCUAUCCCUACCAGAACAUGGACCUGCCAGCCAUCAUGGUGUCCAACAUGUUGAGCCAGGAUGGGCACCUCCUCUCCAGCCAGCUGCCCACGAUCCAGGAGAUGGUGCACUCGGACGCCGCAUCCUACGAGUCCAACCGCCAAGUGCCGCUGCUCAACCGGCCCGGCAUGCUGGGCGGCCCCAUGGGUGCCCUCAGCCAGUCCCAGCUCAUCUCCCAGAUGGGCAUCCGGAGCGGGGUCACCCACGGCUCCCCCUCGCCCCCGGGAAGCAAGUCUGCCACCCCAUCUCCCUCCAGCUCCACGCAGGAAGAGGAGACCGAGUCGCAUUACAAGGCUACUGGAGAGAAAAGACCCUCAACAGACCUGGGUAAAAAGCCCAAAAGCCAAAAGAAGAAGAAGAAGAAGGACCCCAAUGAGCCCCAGAAGCCCGUGUCAGCCUAUGCCCUGUUUUUCAGGGACACACAAGCAGCCAUCAAAGGGCAAAACCCCAAUGCCACCUUUGGGGACGUGUCGAAAAUCGUGGCAUCGAUGUGGGACAGCCUGGGAGAAGAACAAAAGCAAGCAUACAAGAGGAAAACAGAAGCUGCCAAGAAGGAGUACCUGAAAGCCCUGGCUGCGUACCGGGCCAGCCUCGUCUCCAAGAGCUCUGCCGACCAGGGGGAGACGAAAAGCACCCAGAGCAACCCUCCCUCCAAGAUGAUCCCCCCCAAGCAGCCCAUGUACCCCAUGCCUCCGCAGGCAUCCUCUCCCUACCCCGGCCUGGGCUCCUUCCUGUCCCCGUCGGAGCUGCAGAGCUACCGUGGCCACCCCCACGCGGGGCUGUCCCGGACCCUGCCCUCCAAGCCCCUGCUGCCCAGCAUCAGUGCCUCCCCCCCGCCCUCCUUCCAGAUCAGCCCCCCGCUCCACCAGCAGCUGUCCUUGCACCACCCGCAGAGCUCGCUGCUGCCCCAGCCCCUCAGCAUGCAGCAGGUCCCCCAGCAGCCCCUCCUGUCCCCCCCCAUGGCACUACAGGUACAGCCCCCCAUGAACGCCUCGCCUCCCGGCCAGCAGGACUUCUCCCAUAUUUCGUCUGAGUUUCAGAACAGUGUUGGACCCCGUUCUCCUGGUGCAUCAAACCCCCCAGGAAGCACUGAGUGGGACAACGACUACCCCAGCAGGGAGUGUGGGGUCAACCACUGCAGGCCAGUAGACAAAGCAGCUCAUUGCUAG